Molecule: messenger RNA, 2011 nt
Organism: Biomphalaria glabrata
Lineage: Eukaryota; Metazoa; Mollusca; Gastropoda; Planorbidae
Product: probable arginine--tRNA ligase, mitochondrial
Exons: 20
Coding region: 186-1949 (587 amino acids)
Biological process (GO): arginyl-tRNA aminoacylation; mitochondrial translation
Cellular component (GO): mitochondrion
Molecular function (GO): ATP binding; arginine-tRNA ligase activity
Source: RefSeq, a predicted model, not a curated record
UUCUACUUUCAUAAUUACUAAGGAACGAAACAAACGCUUUCUGAGGUGAUAUCGCAAGAUCAUAAUGUUUGAAUGUAGGUGAUAGAUCUAAUCUAGAGUCUAGAUCUAUAAAUCUAAUCUAGAAUCUAUCUCUAGAUAUCUAGAUCUAGACUCUAUCUAGAAUCUACAUUAAAUAAAUCGAUCAAAUGGCAUCAUUAUACAAGAAUCUAAUAGCCAAAAAGCUAGCAAGGACUAUCUUGAGUAACUACCAGCAUGGCGGACUUCAAGAAAUUGAAGCAGCAAUUCAAAGUCUCGUGAAAGUUGCACCAGUCAGGAAGGAAAAGAUAAGAGAUUCUCAGUUCACUGUUAGUCUGUCACAGCUGACUAAAUGUUUACGAGGACAUAUUGUCAAUUUAGAUCAAAUACAGACUGAUGGUAAUUUAGAUGUGAAAAUAGAUCAUGAUCUGAUACACUUUAAAACUGAACCUGCAAAGCUUGCUCAGGCAGUCUUACAAGAUGUGAAGGUCAAUCACAUUAAUUAUGGAUACAUGGGCAGGACCAAUGGUAGUCAGAAACAUGUUUGUGUUGAAUUCAGUUCACCAAAUGUGGCCAAGCCAUUUCAUGUUGGCCACUUGAGGUCGACAAUAAUUGGAAAUGUGAUUUCUAACUUCUAUGAAGCAGCUGGUCAUAGAGUGAAAAGAAUAAACUGGAUUGGGGACUGGGGCACACAAUUUGGUUUAGUUUCAUUGGGUCUGAUGAGGUUUGGUGAUGUUGAGCUUUUAAAACAGGAUCCUUUGUUAGAACUGUUUAAUGUCUAUGUCAAAAUAAAUCAAGCUGUAGCAGCAGAGUGUGGCACAAAUUCAGAGUCCAUGUCUCCCACAUAUCAGGAAGGAAUGGCUCUGUUUUCUAAGCUAGAAAAAGGAGAUGAACAUAUGAUGACAAUUUGGAGGAUGAUCAGGGAUUUAAGUCUUCAAGAACUUAAUAAAAUGUACCAGCGACUAGGAGUGCACUUCACGCAUAUACUCUCAGAAUCAGAGUACCACAACAGAACCCAGGAAAUCCUGGAGCGUUUGUCGCAGAAAGAUCUUCUGCUUUAUGAUUCUGAUGGUGUUGGCUAUGUAGAGACAGAAAUUAAAGGAGUUGGACGAGCUACAGUAGUGAAAAGUGAUGGUUCCUCUUUGUACUUAACCAGAGAUAUUGCCUCAGCUCUGGACAGGCAGGAAAAGUUUUCAUUCGACCAUGUUCACUAUGUAGUUGAACAAGGUCAAAAAGCACAUUUUAUUAAGUUAGUCAGCAUUUUACAAAAACUGGGAGUUCCUUGGGCCAACAGUUCAAUUGAUGACAUUCACGUUCGGUUUGGUCGAGUGAAUGGUAUGAGCACACGUGAAGGAAAUGUUGUAUUCCUAAGAGAUGUUCUUGAUGAGGCCAGAACAAGGGUUAGGGACACAAUGCUUAAAAAAACUUCCACUAGAGCCUCACAAGAUGACAUGGAAAAAACAGCUGACGUUAUAGGUGUGGCUUCAAUCAUUCUUCAGGAUCUGAAAGCUAACAGAGUUGCUGACUACACCUUUUCCUGGGAGAGGAUGUUAAACUUAAAGGCAGACUCUGGAGUGUUUGUACAAUAUUGUCAUGCACGGCUCAACAGCAUGAUGACAAACUGUGGAGUACAGCCGUCAGAUGACAUUGACAUUAGCUGUAUUGUUAAAGAUGAUGCACUCAUGAACAUUGUCUUACAUCUAGCCAGAUAUCCUGAGGUAUUUGAAUAUUCUCUAGACAGUUUGGAGCCUCAUCAUGUGGUUCAGUAUUUGUUUAAACUGUGUCAUUUCAUCAAUGCAGCCUACACAUCAUGUCCAGUGAAAGGUGAACCACAGGACCUAGCUCAGGCUCGGUUGUUUACCUUUGAAUGUGCCAAGCAAGUUCUACAAAAUUGUUUACUUCUCUUGGGUCUAAAGCCUCUAGAUGUGAUAUAAUAAUAUGUCCUAUUAAUGUAAUCAUUCAUUCAUUAAAAAAAAAGACAACAAAUCUUAUCAAA